Messenger RNA from Nematostella vectensis (starlet sea anemone), 1392 nucleotides. RefSeq names its product protein SGT1 homolog. NCBI's taxonomy places the organism in Eukaryota, Metazoa, Cnidaria, Anthozoa, Actiniaria, Edwardsiidae. Bases 37 to 1101 code for a protein of 354 amino acids. The record is from RefSeq and is a predicted model, not a curated record. The transcript is spliced from 11 exons. Gene Ontology annotation, molecular function: protein-folding chaperone binding. Gene Ontology annotation, biological process: protein stabilization.
CAUAGCCAGGUUACUAAAGCAUCUCCCACGGUCGCCAUGUCGGCUCCCGAUUUGUUCAGCGAGGGAAAUGAUGCGUUUGUAGAUGAAAACUACGAGCUUGCGAUUCAGAAAUACUCUGCUGCUAUUGAACAAAAUGCAUUCAACCCUGAGUACUACAUCAAAAGAGCAGCUGCACAAAUAAAGCUUGCUAACUACAAGGAUGCCUGUACUGAUGCAUCUGUUGCUGUGGAUUUAGACCCUAAAAACUACAAAGCUCAUUUAAGAAAAGGAAUUGCUUAUUUUCAUGCACAAGACUUCAAAGCUGCCAAAGAGUCAUUAGAGAAAGGCUUGGAGUGUGAGAAUGACAACAAAGAUUUGAAGAGCUGGUUGGAAAAAUGCAAGUCAAAGUUACCUGCUGAUGUUUCUUCAGAAGCCCAACCAACCCCAUCUAUAAGAGAUGAAAAUGAAAGCAAGCCUCAUGUUCCUGUACAGAUCCCCAUGCCAGCACCAGCAAAGGCAAAGUAUGACUGGUACCAGACCGAGACGCAUGUUGUGGUGUCUGUGAUGAUCAAGAAUAGUAAACAGGAAGAUGUUUACAUAGAGUAUGGGGAUCAACAUUUAAGCGUGACAGUCAGGCUUCCUAGUGGCAAUGACUACAGUCUGGAGUUGGACCUCGCCCACCCAGUCUCACCUAGUCAGUGCAAGACCAAGAUUCUGUCCACCAAGAUUGAGCUGAAGAUUAAGAAACUGGAAGCAAUUCGCUGGUCGUCGCUGGAGACUGACCAUAAUGUGACAAAACCAGCUGUCAAAUUCCCCCAACAGAACGCAACCGCUGACCCGCACCAGUACCCCUCGUCUAGGCAUGUCGUGAAGGACUGGGACAAGCUAGCAGCGGAAGUAGCCAAAGAAGACGAAGCCGAGAAGCAAGAAGGCGAGGCGGCUCUUAAUCAGCUCUUUCAGAAGAUUUACGGGGAGGGUAGUGACGAAGUUAAACAGGCCAUGAAUAAGUCAUUUAUCGAGUCCGGGGGAACUGUGUUAAGCACGAACUGGGCCGAGGUAGGGAAGGAAAAGGUUGAGGUCAAGCCACCGGACGGAAUGGAAUGGAAGGAAUGGGAACACUAACGGAUCAGCACGGAUUUACUGUGAAAUGCAAUGGUGCGAGGUCUUGCUUGUGGGCAAAGAAAACUGUAGUAUCAAUGAUUUAAACAUUGAUUCAUGUUUUCCGUCGCUGUUGCUAGAAGGAAAACAGAUUGCCAAAAUCAGAUCCAUUCUUUGUAUUUUCCCGUGAUAGCUUUGUCAAGACAUUUUUAUUCCAUAAAAUCAACAUAGAGGAUGUUGAAUAUUAGUAUCGCUUAUAUUGUGGCUUAUAGGAAAAAGAAAUAACAUUUGCAUUAAAACGUUUAACGUUUGAAA